Myotis brandtii (Brandt's bat) is the source of this 1281-nucleotide messenger RNA. It is a transcript of the gene NPSR1, whose product is annotated as neuropeptide S receptor 1. Gene Ontology annotation, biological process: neuropeptide signaling pathway; positive regulation of release of sequestered calcium ion into cytosol. The transcript is spliced from 9 exons. Bases 121 to 1233 code for a protein of 370 amino acids. Lineage: Eukaryota; Metazoa; Chordata; Mammalia; Chiroptera; Vespertilionidae. The record is from RefSeq and is a predicted model, not a curated record. Gene Ontology annotation, molecular function: neuropeptide receptor activity; vasopressin receptor activity. Gene Ontology annotation, cellular component: membrane; cytoplasm.
GGGCUCUGCGCCUCUGCUCAGCGCAGCUCCCGCCAGAGCCUGGGAGGCCGCGGAGGUGCGGCUGCUGCCGGCUCUCAGGAGGACCUGGACUCUCUUCCUUGGCUCUGGGCCCCCGGAGCCAUGCCAGCCAACCUCACAGAGGGCAGCCCCAACUCCAGAGGGACCCCGCAGACCCCGGAUUCUCACACGGUCGUCUGCUUCCCCACAACUCCCACAGAAGUGAUGGAAGAAGAGGAGUGGGGCUCCUUCUACUCCUCCUUCAAGACUGAGCAGCUGAUAACGCUGUGGGUCCUCUUCGUUUUCACCAUCGUGGGGAACUCCGCGGUGCUGUUCUCCACGUGGAGGCGGAAGAGGAAGUCAAGAAUGACCUUCUUUGUGACCCAACUGGCCAUCACAGACUCUUUCACAGGACUGGUGAACAUCUUGACAGACAUUAUCUGGCGCUUCACUGGGGACUUCAUGGCGCCGGAUCUGGUGUGCCGUGUGGUCCGCUACCUGCAGGUUGUGCUGCUCUACGCCUCCAGCUAUGUCCUGGUGUCCCUCAGCAUAGACAGAUAUCAUGCCAUCGUCUACCCCAUGAAGUUCCUGCAAGGAGAAAAGCAAGCCAAGGUGCUCAUCGCCACUGCCUGGGGCCUCUCCUUCCUGUUCGCCAUCCCCACCCUCAUCAUAUUCGGGAAAAGGAAGCUCUCCAACGGCGAGGUGCAGUGCUGGGCCCUGUGGCCCGAUGACUCCUACUGGACCCCGUACAUGACCAUCGUGGCCUUCCUGGUGUACUUCAUCCCUCUGGCCAUCAUCAGCGUCAUCUACACCGUUGUGAUCCGAACCAUUUGGAUUAAAAGCAAAGCCCAGGAGAUGGUGAUUUCCAACUGCUCAGAUGGAAAGCUGUGCACCAGGUACAACCGAGGGCUCUUCUCAAAGGCAAAAAUCAAGGCCAUCAAGUACAGCAUGGUCAUCAUUCUUGCCUUCAUCUGCUGCUGGAGCCCAUACUUCCUCUUCGACAUGCUGGACAACUUCAGCCUCCUUCCUGACACCGAGCAGCGCUUCUACGCGUCUGUGAUCAUCCAGAACCUGCCUGCCUUGAACAGCGCCAUCAACCCCCUGGUCUACUUCACCUUCAGCAGCUCCAUCUGCUUCCCCCUCCGGGAGCAGAGAUCACGGGAUUCCAGAACCACCUGUCGGGAGAGGGUUGAGAGGCACGAAAUGCAGGCUGUGUCCAAGCCAGAAUUCAUCUAGACCCCGGGGCGGCGGUAGGGCGGGGCCCCACCAGCUCUCCUGGGUCCC